This is a messenger RNA of Aureobasidium uvarum, 885 nucleotides long. NCBI's taxonomy places the organism in Eukaryota, Fungi, Ascomycota, Dothideomycetes, Dothideales, Saccotheciaceae. The record is from the annotation of a GenBank genome assembly.
AUGGGCUCUUCGAACAAGCGCCCCUCAGACGGUGCGCUAUCUUCGACUAUUGAUUUCACAUUGCCACAUACCCUGAGCGAUACCGUUCGUGAGUCCGAAGCGCUAUCGACAGGCCCAGAAACAUUCUUCAUCUGGUUCACUGUAACAGACACAGGCCGAGGUAUCAAGCCAGACGAGAAGACCAAGCUAUUUUCACGCUUCCAGCAAGCAUCUCCACGAACAUACUCAAAAUAUGGCGGCUCAGGAUUAGGUCUAUUCAUCAGCAGAGAACUCGCAGAACUUCAAGGUGGCGAAAUAGGCAUCGCCACCGAACUCGACGUUGGCUCAACCUUUGCAUUCUUCGUAAAGACGCGCCCGACCACGCCUGUGGUAGAACAACGACCCGUCAACGAGUUUCCCUUGCGCCCUCGUAGCGGAUCUGCCCAGACGAGCUUCAGCAACGAGAUAGCACAAAUCCACGUCUUGGUCGCAGAGGACAACAAGGUCAACCAAAAAGUACUCAAGCGCCAGCUCACCAAUAAAGGCUACGUAGUCUGGACAGCAGACAACGGCCAAGAAGCCGUCGACUUCCUACGCCAAACCCGUUAUUGGAACAAUGCCGACAAACCAAAGGCCCAUCAAGAAAAAGAGCUUCAUGUUAUCCUUAUGGACACGGAAAUGCCCGUUAUGGAUGGCCUCAGCGCCGCCAAAGAGAUACGCGAUAUGCAGAGAUCGGGGACGUUGAAGGGUCAUGUGCCCAUCCUCAGUGUUUCUGCAAAUGCAAGGCCUGAGCAGACCAGUAUGGCUAUUGCGGCCGGCAUGGACGAUUCCAUCAGUAAACCUUUCAGGAUUGCGGAUUUGACGCCAAAGAUCGAUCGACUUGCUGAUUUGGCACAUGCUACUUAG